This is a messenger RNA of Centruroides sculpturatus (bark scorpion), 1725 nucleotides long. RefSeq names its product glutamate-rich protein 3-like. Lineage: Eukaryota; Metazoa; Arthropoda; Arachnida; Scorpiones; Buthidae. The record is from RefSeq and is a predicted model, not a curated record. The coding region runs from base 154 to 1710 and encodes 518 amino acids. The transcript is spliced from 9 exons.
UAUGUUUAUCAAAAAUACAUGGUGGCGAUUCCGCAUGUUUGUCUUUGAUUCUGUAGUGACAAUUAAAAAUUAAUGUCAUGUUUUAUUAUUAAUAUAAGCCAAGAUUAGUUCGUUAGGAAGAGAUUUUGGAAUUUUGAUAAUGUCUUUUAUAGAAUGUGGACAGUUGCAGCUACCAAAAAGAAGCUGACUGGACCUCUUGGAACAUAUAAUAGUUUAACAGAUCAGCAUUUAACGCAUUAUUUUAAAAAGCCAACAGUUAAACGUCAGUUAACAAAAGCUGGAUUGAUAAAUAAACAAGGAAAUAUUAUACCAGAUUCUGUUCGUAAAUUAGAAGAAAUUAAACAACAACAACAAAAAGAAGCUCAUGAAUUACUUGCUAAUGCAAUUGUUCAAAAGACAUUGGAAUUGGAACGUCUUCGACAAGCAGAGAUCAAGCAUCACCUAGAUGAUAUGAAUAAGAUAGAAUUAGUAGAAAGAGUGAAGAGUGCUAGAGGUAAAUCCAAGAAGAAACAGGCUUCACUACCAUAUCAGUCUGCUUACAAUCUUUCUUAUUCAGCAGACUCAUUAAAUUUGCCACAGUUAUCAACAAAUAAAGGUUAUAAUUGGAAUAAAAGCAGUUUUUCACUCAAUUACAAUUUGCCUAAUUAUAUACUAGAAAACAAUAAGAUUGAUGACAAAAUUAAUAAGGAAGAAUAUUUGUUGAAUAAUAAACAUUUUAUGAAAAAAGGAUCAUCAGCAAAACUGCAUAAAGAAAGAAAAAAUGAAAAUUUUGAUAAUCAGCGAUCUAAAUCUGCUGGUGCAAAAUUAAAAAAUUCAGAUUCCCUUAAUCAGAUUUAUAAAGAUGCUUUUAAGGUUUUACUGAAAUCACCUAUAUCACCAUAUUUAUUACCAGUAUUAUCGAAAGCAAAAUCCAUGUCAAGUAUUCAACGAAAUACCUCUGCUAAAUGUAAAAGCACUAAGAAAAAUAAAUCAGGAUGUAAAAGUAAAAAAAACAGUAAUCAACAAAAAUUUUCAGAAACCAUCGAAGAGCCCACUGCUGUGAAUUUGUAUGAAGCAGAGAAUAAUAAUAAUAUAGAAUAUUUUAAAAUAAAAAAGCCAGUUUUACAGGUUUCUGAGUCACAGUGUAGAAUAACACUUUGUUUUCAUGGUGCUAUGUCAAUGUAUGCUUGGAUAAUUCCGCAAAUAUAUCAAGAAGUGCAUAUAAGUCAACAGCAUUGUGGAGGAAAUUCAAUUUGUGUAUUUAAAAAACAAUUACAAGCCGAAGAUAUAUUUACAUUUGUUUCUCGUCGUCAUCGAGGAUAUCCUUUUAGUAUAACAAUAUUUAUUGAUGGAAUAAGACAUUUUCGAUUGAGCACAUGUUGUGAAUAUCGCUAUCAACGUGGAUCAAAACUUGGUGGUAAAAGAGGGCAGUUUACAUUAAUUGAUGUACAAGGAAGUAAACCUUGUUUCAGAUGUCAAGUUGAAGAAAGUUUAGGAAUAUAUAGACCCCGCCAUCCUCCUCCUCCAAAAUAUACAAAGACUUUACAAAAAAAAUUGAAAAAUAGUAUUAAUGGAAGCAGCCAAAAAUCAGAGAGAUCAAUAACUGUAGAUUCUUUUGAUAAAAGUAAGAGAAAAACAAUUUUGUUUUUAAUUUUAAAUAUGAUUAUAUCAAAAACUUUAUUGUGUUUUUACAUAUUUAUUUUACUAACAUUUAAUUUAAAUAAACUGUGAUAUAAAGUAUAAGAU